GACUAGCAGCCGCAGAGCCGUCCUCGGCGGUGGCGACGACGACGACGUUGCUCAGUCUUGGAGUGCGCUCCGCGGUGCGGGCCGAGCUGCGCGGAGGGCUCGGCGAUCAGCGGCGGCGGCGGCAGUGGGGAGGCCGCAGCGCCAUGGGGGGGCGUUAGACAGGCUGCGGCGGCCGAGGAGAGGGGCGGCAGCGGUUAUCUGGUCCGCGGCGACCUUCGGCCGGGCCUGGGGGUGGGAAGGCCUGGGGCGGGGGUCGUCCCUGGUUGCACGGGGCCGCGGGGCGGGGCUCGCCGGCCGUCGGGGUGCAGGAGGCCUGGGCCGCUGAAGGGAGAAGGCGCCGUCGGUCGCCAGGCCCUGCCGCCGGGCCGCUUGACGACGACGCUCCCGCGGGGGCCCCGCCUGAGGAGGACGCGGCGGCGGUGGCGGCGAGGCCGCGGGAGGCCGCGGAGGAUGGAGGAGCGGAAGGAGGAGGGCGAGGCCGAGAUCCAGGAGCACGGGCCCGAGCACUGGUUCUCCAAGUGGGAGCGGCAGUGCCUGGCCGAGGCCGAACAGGACGAGCAGCUGCCCCCCGAGCUGCAGGAGGAGGCGGCGGCCGCCGCGCAGCCCGAGCACAAGCAGCAGAAGCUGUGGCACCUCUUCCAGAACUCGGCCACCGCCGUGGCCCAGCUCUACAAAGACCGAGUGUGUCAGCAGCCAGGACUUUCUCUCUGGGUCCCCUUCCAAAACGCAGCCACCGCCGUCACCAACCUCUACAAAGAAAGCGUGGAUACCCAUCAACGAAGUUUUGAUAUUGGAAUUCAGAUUGGCUAUCAGCGACGCAAUAAGGAUGUGUUGGCUUGGGUUAAAAAACGCAGAAGAACUAUUCGUCGAGAAGAUUUGAUCAGCUUCCUGUGUGGAAAAGUUCCUCCACCACGAAACUCUAGAGCUCCCCCAAGACUGACUGUAGUGUCCCCUAACCGAGCUACUUCAACGGAAACUAGCUCAUCUGUAGAGACUGAUUUGCAACCCUUCCGGGAAGCCAUAGCUCUGCAUGGUCUUAGUGGUGCAAUGGCUAGUAUAAGCGUGCGUUCGAGUACCCCAGGCUCUCCUACACAUGUAAGCAGUGGAUCGAAUGCUAGUCGAAGGAGAAAUGGACUCCAUGAUGUCGAUUUGAACACUUUCAUAUCAGAAGAAAUGGCACUCCACUUGGACAAUGGUGGAACUAGAAAGCGUACCUCAGCCCAGUGUGGCGAUGUCAUUACAGACUCACCAACCCAUAAACGCAACAGAAUGAUCUAAACUGCAAACAUUUUCACACCCACCAUGCUGCUUGAAAGCCACUUGAUCCUCAACAUAUACUAUAAUUGCAAAGGAAACAUGAGGCCAUCUUCCCUUGUUCACUGUUUAAGACAAGUGAAUUCUAUAGUGGUUGCCAUAAAAGGAAGUUCUAGGUAUUUAUAGUAGAUGCCUCUUGUAAUUAUGGCUUUCUUAAAACUAUAAUCCUAGCAGAGGACAUCAGAUAUUGUGUAGUCGUUAGCAAGAUCAUCAUAGGCAAACAUAUAUCCGUUCCAAGGCUAAAAGUGACCUUAACUGUAUUUAUUCUCAAAGGGAAAGGAAAUAUCAGAUGUUUAUUUGGUUAUAGAAUGCUUUUUUUUUUGGGGGGGUCCAUUUCCUGCUGUGUUGAGUAUUUUGCUUCAACAGUAUUGCCAGGUUCCUAAAAUUGUCUAAAAAGAUGAUUUGGCUUCCAUUUUUGCAGCUGCACUGUACCAUGCACCUGGUUUCUAUAUAGUAACAGUGUGCAAUUCUAAUUAUUGGACUGUGCCCUGUUUUUAGUUUUCAAAGCAGUUUCUAAUUCUGGUGAUUGUGUGAUGUAAAGAGGUGCUAUGAUGGUCAUGCAAUUAAUACUAAAUAUUGAAUCAAUGCACAGAGCUUUAUUGGAUUCACUUUGUGUGUGUUAGUGCUCUAAAGUAGCAGUAUUAUUAUUAAACUGUCCCCAGAGUAACCCUGUAGGCCUAAAGUACUCAGUUUUAAGACAAACACUACUUCCCAUGCGGGGUACUUUCCUUGUGGUAAAUGUAAACAUGUAGACUGCAUUCGAGGUGACCUAAAGUAGAGAGGUCGUGAACCUUGAGAAUGGGCUUCCUUUUUGGUUCAGUAUUAGUGAGAGGGAGAGGGAGAUGGAUGGUGGGGUAGGUUUUCUAGUCUAUCAUUUUACAUUUUUCAUGGAGUCCCUGCUUAGUGCAGUUUCCAUUGGAAUGGGUGGAAGAUGAUAAAGCUCUCUUUUAUCUACUAAUAAUGUGAUUGCAACUUAAAAUAGCAAAACCCAACUCUCCCUGUCCCUCCAGUCCCUCUCCUAAAAAGUUCAGUUUGGAAUCUCAUUCUGGAAAAGAUGGAAUCGCAUGGAGAUUCUCUAGCUGUUAGGUAGACCUAAAUAAAAAGUUCUCAAUAGAUUCCUCUUUUGAGUAAAUAUAAGACCUCCUGUAGCUACAAUGUUUUAGAGCAUGUUUCAUCUUCAUUUUUAAUAUCCUGAACUGAAUGAUAGUGUUUUUUUAGAUGAAGAACUGAUGUCAGCCUGCCAGGUAAUGUAAUUUAUUCUAUCAUAUUAUUAUAUUAUAUAUCAAGUAGGACAGUGAAAAAUGUUUCCUUGCAAACUUGUAGUCCAGUAUCAGUUACUUCCUAUUUUUAUCCUUAAAAGACCAUUGCAAAUCAGUGUAAGGGUUUUUCCAGUUAUUACUCACAGCACUUUGUUAAAGUUUGCAAUUUCUUCAGCCAUUUAAUAAUAUCUUUCUGUGAAGAAACUUUGCUGAGUUAACCAUAAAUAUUCAUUCAUUGACUGGGUGGGAUGUGAAUGGAAUGUUAGAAAUGUUGUGUGAAUUGAAGUUCUAUAUUCAUUAUAGAUGUAGCCCUUAUUUAAAAAAGUGAAUUCCAUACUAAAACUAGGAAUGAAAGUGAGAGAUUGCUAAACUUUUGCGAAAGUGGAUCAUUUUUUGUUUGACUAUAAUAGCAGGAAGAAUUAUAGCAAUCUGUCAUUUUACCUGAAACAGACAAGCCUAUGUAUUAUGAAUACUUUCAAGCUUCCCUUUGGAAUAUACAAGACAUGCAUUUGGAGUUACCUUUGUUUUUGUAUCGUUGUAAAUUUAGAUUCUGGAAUUGGGGUUUGGUGGUGCAAUGUGUUGCUCACAAGUGGCCAGAACUCCUAUUCCUAAAAGGAUUUUGAGAUGGAGGAACACAUAUUUAAUUCCCGUUUAUGCCUUGGUUCUUGUUCCUCUUUCCACGUUGGAUAACAAUUUUUUGGUUGUUUUGUUUAAGUUGGUGCUCUGAAGCUUAAUCUCAGUACCCUUUACUCUGAAUUGUCAAAUUUUGAUAAAACGUGCCAUUUUCUUUGGUAAGAGAAAGCAGGUCUUAAUGUCUGCCAGAACACAAUUUAUAUGCCUUAUUGGCUUCAUUAAACUUUUAGAAAACUUUA
This is a messenger RNA of Gorilla gorilla gorilla (western lowland gorilla), 3445 nucleotides long. RefSeq names its product HUWE1 associated protein modifying stress responses (gene HAPSTR1). The coding region runs from base 451 to 1278 and encodes 275 amino acids. The record is from RefSeq and is a predicted model, not a curated record. The transcript is spliced from 4 exons. Lineage: Eukaryota; Metazoa; Chordata; Mammalia; Primates; Hominidae.